GAAAAAAAGACAGGGAUAGUGGGAGAGCCGGAAGUGCACUGCCGUGGACUGAGACAUUUCUGGUUCUUACCCAUCAACAGUCGAUCCGGGAGCGGAGCACGUCGACCGGGCCGAGGACCAAAUACAUUUAUUCCCAAGUCGAAGCUUCGUUUGUCGUGGACGUUCAGGCUCACUGAAGAUGUGGAAGGCAGCAGCAGGACAGUCGAUCAAGGUGGACGUUGAUGACGGUGGAGACGACUGGGAGACUGACCCUGACUUUGAGAAUGACGUGUCAGAGAAGGAGCAGCGCUGGGGGGCCAAGACGGUUUCUGGUUCGGGACACCAGGAGCACAUAGAUAUCCACCGGCUGCGUGAGACGGUUUCAACCGAGCACACCAGCUUGAAGCAAAAGGAGUUGGAGACCAUGCCCAAGGCUUCGCAUGGAUAUGGAGGAAGGUUCGGAGUCCAGCAGGACCGCAUGGACAAGUCUGCUGUAGGUCACGAAUACCAGAGCAAGUUGUCGAAGCACUGCUCCCAGACGGACACAUCCAAGGGCUUUGGAGGAAAAUAUGGCGUGCAGUCAGACCGCGUUGACCAGUCUGCACUUGGGUUCGAGUAUGCUGGAAAAACCGAGAAACAUGCCUCGCAAAAAGACUACUCCAGUGGGUUUGGGGGGCGAUAUGGAGUGCAGACAGAUCGUGUCGACCAGAGUGCAGUGGGCUUCGAUUACCAGGGCAAAACUGAGAAACACGAGUCCCAGAAAGAUUACUCCAAAGGCUUUGGCGGCAAGUUUGGUGUUGAGAUGGACAAGGUGGACAAAAGUGCUGUGGGCUUCGAGUACCAGGGAAAAACAGAGAGGCACGAGUCACAGAAAGACUAUGUAAAAGGCUUUGGCGGCAAGUUUGGCGUGCAGACGGACAGACAGGAUAAAUCAGCACUGGGAUGGGACCAUCAGGAGAAACUGCAGCUCCAUGAGUCUCAGAAAGACUAUAAGCGUGGGUUUGGAGGGCAGUAUGGGGUUCAGGCGGAGAGGCAGGACCAGUGUGCCCUCGGCUUUGAGCACAAGGAGAGCCUGGCCAAGCACGAGUCCCAGAAAGAUUAUUCUAAAGGGUUUGGAGGAAAGUUUGGUGUCCAGAAUGACAGGAUGGAUAAGAGUGCGGGGACAUUUGAAGACGUGGAGAAGCCGACCUCAUCUUACCAGAAAACCAAACCUGUGGAGGCUGCCGGCAGCAGCACAGGAAGCAUCAAGGCCCGCUUCGAGAACAUCUCCAAGCAGAAAGAGGAGGAGGACAGGAAGAGGGCGGAGGAAGAGCGAGCGCGUCGACAGGCCAAGGAGAAGCAGGAGCAGGAGGAGGCGCGGCGUAAGAUUGAAGAAACGCCCAAGGCUCCAUCUCCCGCCCCUGCUGCCAGUCCCAGUCCCGCUCCCAGCCCAACACCACCUGUCCAACAUCAUGUCACAGAGGAAGCGACGUUCAACGCUGCUGCAGAGAACGGAGAGCAGCUGUACGAGGAACCGCAGAGUCGGUACGAGCCGCCACAGGAGGAUCUCUACCAGACACCUGAGGAACCCGCUGCUGCCACAGAAGAGCAGCAGUAUGAGUACGGUGAGGACCUUGGGGUGACGGCGGUGGCGCUCUACGACUACCAAGCAGCUGGCGACGACGAGAUCUCCUUUGACCCAGACGACAUCAUCACCAACAUCGAGAUGAUCGACGAAGGCUGGUGGCGAGGUGUGUGCAGAGGCUCCUACGGCCUUUUCCCCGCCAACUACGUGGAGGUUCGGCAGUGAUGACUCCGCCCCCGCGUCACAGACAACGUUGAGCGUCUCUGUGUCCCUCGUGCAGAAAAAAAAGGAUGGAGAUGAUUUCAGAGCCACUUUUCUUUUUUUCCCCCCCCACGCUUUUUCCUCAUGUUAGUGCUUCAACGCCGUCCGAGACAUCGUCCUCGGGUGUUUUCCGUCUGUCGUCCUCUCGCCCUCUGUUCCUCCCUCUGUCCCCGUUGGACAUCAUUUCGUUUCUCCAUGUGCAGCAGUAGACAAGCAAGAGUUAUCUCAGCAUUCAGAGCGGAGUUAACUCCUCGCGCUGCGCCUUCGCAGGUCGCGGUGUCCUGAAAACUUAUCAGAGUUCAGCUCAUUUUCGAUUCCUGAUUUUAGAGAUUAAUUUCUCACCAAAGAGCAAAGACACACUUGUCUCAGAUGAGUCUCAUGCUCAGUAGUUAACAUCGAACAAAACCCUUUUUUUUUAUAUGUAUAUUGAUGGUUAUAUAUACUGGACCAAAAAGCUGACAACCCUCUGUGCUUCUUGGUCUGUGAGUAAAGUUUUUCUGUGUUUCACUCAAGUUUAGCGUUAGAGUCAAACUGCACUUGUUGAGUAUUGGUGAAAAAGUGUUUUCUCUGAAAAUCAGGUCCGAGGCUUGAUUCUAUUUGAUGAGUAAUGAUAAUGAUGAUAAGGCUUCAUCUUUUACACACAAGGUUUCCAGCAACAAUACAGAUCAUCAUGUUAUUUUAAUCAUCUUCAGACAUGAAACAAUUGAAAGUUCUGAUGCUUUGAGGAAUAUUAAAAAAUAAAAUAAACCUGUCUUUGUAUGAAGUUGGAUGUGGACCACACUGUAUUUGUGGAUGUUCAGGGUUUGUUUGUUUGUGUCAUAAUGUGUUUGUUGACACACAUGAGUCAUGACAAUGACAACAGCUGACUUCCCUCAUCAUGGCCGAACAUUGUUGCCAACCUGAAGAGUGAAUGGGUGAGUGCAAAAAAACAUCUGGCUGGUGCAAAGGUAAGAGGCCUUGGAUGUGUGUCUGUGAGUGUGUGUAUGUGUAUGUGUGAGGGCUUUCACAGAAUUUGUCUUUGGGGUUUUAUAAUAAAAAAGUGACCUUUUCAAAUGCAUUAUUAUAUCUGUACCUCUGUUCGCUCAAGUCACAUCAUUAUAUGCUUGUUACUUUUUUUUUUUUUAGUUUCAAUAAACUGAAUGAUGACAUUGUG
Solea senegalensis (Senegalese sole) is the source of this 2957-nucleotide messenger RNA. RefSeq names its product src substrate protein p85-like. Bases 179 to 1768 code for a protein of 529 amino acids. The transcript has 16 exons. Gene Ontology annotation, molecular function: actin filament binding. Gene Ontology annotation, biological process: regulation of actin filament polymerization. Gene Ontology annotation, cellular component: lamellipodium; site of polarized growth; actin filament. NCBI's taxonomy places the organism in Eukaryota, Metazoa, Chordata, Actinopteri, Pleuronectiformes, Soleidae. The record is from RefSeq and is a predicted model, not a curated record.